GGGAAAGUGAAGGAGGACGAGAAGGAAGGGAAGUUGUCUGUUUACUGGAAUUAUUGGCUAAGAAAAAAUAAUUCCGCAAAUCUUUCUUGGCCAAGAAGAAUAUUUAUGGAAAUUUCAUGAUCCUAGGCCUGUUUCUGUCUUCCUUUAAGUUUGAUAUAUUGAAUCUAUUCGUUUACAAAGAUGGCGAAACUGGUAGCAGUGUGUCGAGAUGAAAUGGAUUUCGCCUUCGAAAGACACCAGAUUCCCCUGGUGAUAGAGGAAACUUUAACGAUGGUGAUGGAAAUUCCAGAGAACGUGAUUACAACUCGCUAUGUUUGUGAAAAUCAAAUCCAAGAUUUCUUAAAGAGGUACCAAUGUCUCGAUAGUGACGAGCUCGUAUGCGCUCUAAAUGUGCGUCAAAAUGAAGUGUUUUCAGUSCUUUCACAUGCUGUACCAUGUGUGGGAUGUCGAAGGAGUGUGGAAAGGUUAUAUAACCAACUUAUGAAAUCUGGUCAACGAGCACUUGAGCCUCUUAUCAUUUGUAACUCAGGAAUGCUGUCUGUCAGUGAUAUCUUUCUUCAUGAUCCAAAGUUAAUAUAUGCGCUGUUUUAUGUUCAUGGGUCAAAAUUAAAUGAACUGGUUGAUGCAAUUCCCAAAAGUCGACGAAACAGGAGAUGUCCUUUACAUUCACUAGAGACACACAAGUCUCGACCUUCAGGAAGUUGGAUGGAUGUCUGGGAUCUCCUUUCACAAGAAUGCCGGGAUGAGGUUGUGCUGAUUGAUUCAGACUCAUUGCUAGACACCUUGGAACACUAUCUUAGAAAACACAGGUUUUGUUCAGAGUGCAAGUCAAAAGUGUUAAGAGCAUACAGUAUUUUAGCUGGUGAUUUGGAUGGCCCAAGUGAGAAAGGAUUUUGUUCAUCUUUGUACGAUGGUUUAAGAAGUUGUCCUCAAGAACGACACAUUCAUGUCAAAUGUGAUACGGAUUUUAUUGCACACCUUAUUGGACGAGCUGAACCAGAAGUAGCUGGAGGAAGAGAAAGACAUGCGAAGACUUUAGAUAUUGCACAGGAAGAGGUUCUUACUUGUCUUGGUACUCAUCUAUGGGAGCGACUUCACAGACUUUGGCAAAAACUACGAGCCGAGGAGCAAACGUGGCAAAUGCUUUUUUACCUUGGUGUUGAUGCAUUGAGAAAWAGCUUUGAGGUUGCCAUAGAAAACAAACUCGGUAUAUCACGUCUAGAACAAGUAGUAGAAGAGAUAUCAGUUGCAGAAAAACUCAAAGAACUCAAACGUGAAGAAAAACGUCGAAAAAAGAAGGCAAAAAGAAUCGAAAAGUGUAAAUAUAGUAAUCGCGAGGUUGUGCUUGCGCUUGAAGAAGAACAACGUAAACCCUGUGAGAGCAAAGACGACGAACCUAGCAGCAGAGACGGUAGUUUUGAAGACAUAGAUGUAAAUGGACUCGAAGGAAGCUGUGAAGAUGACGAUGACCGAGACAGUGUAGAUACACCGUGUAGCUGUGAAGAUAUGCAAUGUGCAAAAAGGUGGCGACAGAGUUCAUGGUCAGCUCGCAAGAAUGGCGAUUGUGGCUACGUUGGAAAACCGUGGCCAAGUGAAAAAGAAAACCGGAACGGUACAUCGGUUGAUCAGUCACGUCGUAUCAGUCGGAGAGAUGAAGAAGAGUUUUGUUCAGAUUGCUUGUCUGCUAGCUCAAAUAGGAGUAAUGGUGGAAAGAAGAAGAAAGGAAAAAAGAAAAAGAAAAAAGGAGUUAAAAUUGAGGAUAAGGAUGAUGCUUUUCAAAAUAGGCAAAGUAAUGACUUUGAAGGGAUGGAUGAUGAAGAAAUGAAGCUGUUACAGUCUAUGGGUUGGGCAAGUGGAGAUCGUUGUUUAGAGGAAUGCUGUUCUUCCGAGGAGGAUAGCGGUAUCUCAGAACAAGACAUUCUCCACUUCAAAGAAAACCACAAAAGUGUAGCUGUACAACGUCAAGAACUGCGUGUCAAACUACGGCAAAAUUUUGAAAAGAUGUCCUUGAAGACAUCCAAUUCUGUCAGCAAACCAGUCAACGGUUUGACAACGGCUGUAGUUCACUAGAGCUACUAUUUGUUGUCAGUGGUUUCUCGUCACGCAUGCGUAGAACCCUUCUAUUCUUUGUAGUUUAGUAGUAGGGGGAUGUUUGAAAAUAGCGUUCUUAAAUAAUACUUGCCGUGCUACCUUGAUUGGUUCAUUUUCGAUUAUUAUUUAUUUAUCUUUCUCAUGCGUUGUUUUGAUUGAGAAUAAUCAAAAACAUGAUCAACAAAAAAUAUAUACAAAGUAGUCGGUGGAAUGGUGAUGAGAAUACCGCUGCACAUGGUCAACGGCRUACAUAGGUGUGAUUCCACCAAACCCAUUAAGAUGGAGUAAUAAAACAUUGAAACCUUUCA
Messenger RNA from Exaiptasia diaphana, 2399 nucleotides. RefSeq names its product gametogenetin-binding protein 2. NCBI's taxonomy places the organism in Eukaryota, Metazoa, Cnidaria, Anthozoa, Actiniaria, Aiptasiidae. Gene Ontology annotation, cellular component: cytoplasm; nucleus. The record is from RefSeq and is a predicted model, not a curated record. The transcript is spliced from 16 exons. Bases 181 to 2070 code for a protein of 629 amino acids.